CCAAAAACAUGCUGCGGCUCUAGAAAUCGCAGCAGGCCUCUCAAAAUCUGGUUGCAUCCAAAGUAUUUUUCCAAAACUCCACAAAAAUGACUUCCGUGUGGCUCGGCCGCCUCCGCCUGGCCCUCGAACGAUUCGAGCAGCAGUUGCCCAGCUUGUUCGGAUUCCCAACCGGCUCCGGAUUCCCGCCGGCAGGUGCCCUCGCUCUCGCCGGAAUCGAGGGCGGUCAUCGUUCCGCGAGCAACCCGGACCCCUUCAGCUUGAAGGCCCUGCUCGGCGAUGGCAUUCUGUGGGCCGUUCCGAAGCAUCGGCGCACGCUGGAGAAGCGACUCAAGCGCAAGUUUGGCACACCGGACUACAAGCUGAAGAUUCUGACGCCGAAGACGCACCUGCGGAUGUGCGCCACUUGCGGCGAUGACCACGAGGUGGGCGUGCUGUGUCCGACCUGCUACGGCAAGGUGAAGGCCGAAACGGAGCAGAUGCAGGAGAAGAUUCAGGCCCAGCUGGGGCUGGCCCCGGUGGACCGGGAGGUUGUGGUGCUGUACGACCGGGAGCGGGACGAGCAGCCGGCGGAGUUUUGGCAGGGCAAGCGCAUCGUCGAGAUGGAGAAGAGCCGGCCGGUGUGGUUCGGCAAGAAUCUGCUGCAGAGGAGCACCCAGCCGGCGACGACGGACAGCGCGGAGGUUAUUAAGCCGGAAACGGAGAAGUUGGGUUGAAUAAACGAAUGUAACUAGUGGCGAACUUUA
Molecule: messenger RNA, 743 nt
Organism: Culex pipiens pallens (northern house mosquito)
Lineage: Eukaryota; Metazoa; Arthropoda; Insecta; Diptera; Culicidae
Gene: mRpL32
Product: 39S ribosomal protein L32, mitochondrial
Exons: 2
Coding region: 87-713 (208 amino acids)
Biological process (GO): translation
Cellular component (GO): mitochondrial large ribosomal subunit
Molecular function (GO): structural constituent of ribosome
Source: RefSeq, a predicted model, not a curated record